CACACGCAACAUUCGCGUGUAGUAGGUCGAAGUACCAGUGGUAAUUUUGUACCUUACAUCAAAAACAGUAUUUUUUGAGUUUACACAUUAGCUCCGUGAAAUUUCAAUUUAUUUUGGACACGAACAUUUUUCGUUUAAGAUAAAGUUAUUAAUAUCGCGAGAUUGUGUUUGUGUAAGCCUCAUAGGUACCUACCACACAUGUUCGAGUUUUUCGAGUGAGUGUCCAAUACUGGUGUGUGCGGAUUUAUUGAUCUUUGGUUUCUGCGAAUAACCCUCUGCGAACAGAUAAGGUACUCAAUGUUGAAGCCAGCCGUCGUCUUUCUGCUGUUUGUAGCGCAUAUCAGUCAACUGGAUAGUAAGGACACAGAAUUUCCUCCACUUUUCGAAGACCUGCUUAAUUACCUAAUAGACGGCGUAAAUUAUGAAAAACGUCAGACUCGUGACCAGCGGUACGAGUUGACAGAAUAUGAUUUUAUCAUAGUUGGCGCCGGUUCCGCCGGAGCAGUACUGGCCAAUCGUCUCACGGAGGUGCACGAGUGGAAUGUACUGCUAAUCGAAGCCGGCGAAGAAGAACAUUUUGCGAUGGACGUUCCUCUGCUAGCCAACAUGUUACAGUUCACCGAUGCUAAUUGGAAGUACAAAACAAUGCCAUCCGAUAGUUAUUGUAAAGGUCAUGUAAACAGGCAGUGCAAUUAUCCAAGAGGCAAAGUAAUGGGAGGUUCAAGCGUACUUAACUAUAUGAUAUAUACCAGAGGUCACAAAAAAGAUUAUGAUGGAUGGGCUGAAGCAGGAAAUGUUGGCUGGAAUGCAGACGAGGUAUUUAAAUAUUUUCUUAAAUCAGAAGAUGCAAAUAUCACUACUCGAGAUUAUGGUUUCCAUCAAGAGGGAGGCUACCUUUCCAUAUCAGAAUCACCAUAUAAGAGUAUAUUAGCCAAGUCGUUUGUUCAGUCAGGAUAUGAAUUUGGAUAUCCUGUAAGAGAUUUAAAUGGGAAAUACCAAAUGGGAUUUAAUUUUCACCAAUUGACUAUGAAAAACGGAUUAAGACAUAGUACCAAUGUAGCGUUUCUUCAUCCGAUACGCAAACGAAAAAAUUUAUAUAUAAAAAAAAAAAGUCAUGUAACUCGAAUACUAUUUGAUACAACAGGCCGUAGAGCAAUUGGAGUAGAAUACUACAGAGGAAACAAAAAAUAUAGAGCUUAUGCACACAAAGAAGUUAUAAUUUCAGCCGGAGCAAUUAAUUCUCCACAAUUACUCAUGUUGUCUGGAAUCGGACCAAAAGAUCACUUGAUAUCAAAAGGUAUAAAUGUUAUACGCGAUUUACAGGUAGGCCGUAAUCUAAUGGAUCACGUGGCUUUAGGCGGAUUAACAUUUGUUGUAAACGAUACAAGCUCAAUAAAAACGCAAAGGGUUUUGGAAAACCCCAUUAACCUGCAUAAUUUUCUAAAAUAUCACUCGGGGCCUAUAUCAAUACCAGGAGGAACCGAAGCAUUGGCUUUCUUCGACUUGAAUCGUCCUAAUGAUAUUGAUGGACAUGCCGAUCUAGAAUUAUUAUUUAUAAAUGGCGCUGUGAGCUCAGAUGAAACUCUUAAAAAAUCAUUCGGAAUUAAUGAGAACGUAUACAACAGUGUUUUUAAAAAUACAGAACAAAAAAAUACAUACAUGAUAUUUCCAAUGAUCAUGAGACCAAAAAGCAAAGGAUGGAUAGAAUUAAAAGACCGUAACCCAUUCAGGUAUCCAGCAAUUUACCCAAAUUACUUUUCUGACGAAAGGGAUCUGGAUGUAAUAGUGGCAGGUGUAAGAAUAAGUGAGCAAUUAUCACAAAUGGAUGCUAUGAAACGUAUUGAUUCGAAAUUAUGGAAAGAGCCGAUACCAGGUUGUGAGCAUUUUCAAUUUGACUCAGACGAUUAUUGGAAGUGUGCAGCCAGGCACCUGACAUUUACCAUAUAUCAUUUAGCUGGAACGUGUAAAAUGGGACCAAUAGAAGAUGCUACAGCUGUGGUGGACCCAAGGUUAAGAGUUCAUGGGUUGAAAGGCCUAAGAGUUAUUGAUGCCUCAAUCAUGCCUGAAGUUAUAUCCGCACAUACUAAUGCACCAACCAUCAUGAUUGCUGAAAAAGGAUCAGAUCUAAUUAAAGAAGAUUGGGGAAUUAUUAUUUAAGUUUAGAUAUUUAAAUUUGGAAUAGUUAGGCCAUUGUCUGUGAUAAAAAUAAAAUAAAAUAAUUAUAUUAAUAAUA
Myzus persicae (green peach aphid) is the source of this 2233-nucleotide messenger RNA. RefSeq names its product glucose dehydrogenase [FAD, quinone]-like. Bases 298 to 2157 code for a protein of 619 amino acids. Gene Ontology annotation, molecular function: oxidoreductase activity, acting on CH-OH group of donors; flavin adenine dinucleotide binding. NCBI's taxonomy places the organism in Eukaryota, Metazoa, Arthropoda, Insecta, Hemiptera, Aphididae. The transcript has 5 exons. The record is from RefSeq and is a predicted model, not a curated record.